This is a messenger RNA of Gordionus sp. m RMFG-2023, 621 nucleotides long. Its product is annotated as splicing factor U2AF 35 kDa subunit-like. Gene Ontology annotation, biological process: mRNA splicing, via spliceosome. Gene Ontology annotation, cellular component: spliceosomal complex; U2AF complex. The coding region runs from base 202 to 621 and encodes 139 amino acids. Gene Ontology annotation, molecular function: pre-mRNA 3'-splice site binding. NCBI's taxonomy places the organism in Eukaryota, Metazoa, Nematomorpha, Gordioida, Chordodea, Parachordodidae. The record is from RefSeq and is a predicted model, not a curated record. The transcript has 8 exons.
AUUCAUUCGCCUUGAUAUAAUAUCUGCAAAGUUUGCAAAUAUUUACGUAAAUUAUUUUCUGGGAAUAUUUUAAAAAAAUAAAUAUUUACAAGAGCCUGCAGACAUGGAAGUACCUGUGCUAGAGCUCAUAAUACACCAAGGCAUAGUCAAACUAUCUUAUUAACAAAUUUCUAUCAUAACCCUAAACAUCAAACAUUAAUUAUGAAAGGUCAAGUUAUUGAGAAUGCACCAAAAUUUUCAGAUGAAGAAGAGCAAAAACAUUUUGAUGACGUUUUUGAAGAAUUAUAUAUGGAAUUGGAGGAUGAAUAUGGACAAAUUGAUGAAUUGAAUAUAUGUCAAAACCUAGGACGUCAUUUAUAUGGCAAUGUUUAUGUCAAAUUCAGAAAAAGUGAGAGCGCCGAUAAAGCCCUCAUGUCCAUAAACAACAGAUGGUUCGACCAAAGGCCUAUUAACGCGGAAUUAUCGCCUGUCGUCGAUUUUCGCGCCGCUUGCUGUCCCCAAUACGAGGAAGGAAAUUUUAGUGAAAAAUCCAAAGACAUAGCUAACCAUAUAAUGGUAAAUAUAGUAGAUUCGAGAUUAUCGAUGAGUUACAUGUCAGCUGCGCUGAUAAUGCCUCAGUGA